This is a messenger RNA of Arachis stenosperma, 2241 nucleotides long. RefSeq lists its product as uncharacterized. Lineage: Eukaryota; Viridiplantae; Streptophyta; Magnoliopsida; Fabales; Fabaceae. The coding region runs from base 1 to 2241 and encodes 746 amino acids. The transcript is spliced from 4 exons. The record is from RefSeq and is a predicted model, not a curated record. Gene Ontology annotation, molecular function: zinc ion binding.
AUGGUUGAUAGAGUUACAGUUAGAGUAUAUUAUUUUGGUCAGAUUCUAUUACAAACACCUGAAGGAGUGAGAUUUAGUUGUGAGAAGCCGUUAGAUAUUGUUAUUCCAUUCACAAUCUCAUUUGAGGAGCUAAAAGGUGUGAUUUGUGAGAAGAUAGGUUUUCAUAUAUCCACAAAAAUAUCAUGUAUGGUAUAUAGAUAUCCCAUACCGGUAUUUGGUGGUUUCGUGCAGUAUCAAACCAAGUAUGUAACCGACGAAGCGAGUAUGCAGGAGAUGUUUUCAAUGUAUUUUGAAAGUCGCGGUCAGAUAUCGGUGAUAGAGUUGUACGUCGAAUUCAAACAAUCUGAAGUGGACCGAAAUAUUGAAGAGGAAGAAUAUGAUAGUGACAGUGAGGAAGAGUUUGAAAGCAAUUACGAAGCUGUUGCUCCAGAAGGAGAAGAAGAUCAAGGUGACGGGGUGGUGGCUCCAAAUGUGGGAGACGUUGCACAUGCACUUGCAAACGAAGAUCCCUUUGAGGAGCCGUCCUUCAUGCGGGUUCUGGACUUGGAAGCCAUGCAUGCGCCGGAGUUUCCGGAAUAUAUGAGUGCCGGAUUUGAAAAGUGGGAUGACAACAUGAUAGAUAUGAAUAAUAUUUAUAUUGAUGGGGAUAUAGGGAGCAUUGACGUAGUCUUUAAGUUAUUAAAUGUAUUUGCCUUAAAUUAUUUUGAUUUGGCUGUCGUUGUGGUAGAAAUUCCUAUGGUCGCAGAUGGUGAAUUUGCAAUCGAAAUGGAAUUCAGUUCUAGGGAAGCUGUUAUGAUGGCGGUGAAAGAUUAUACCAUCCGAAGAGGCAUAGACUACCGUGUGUAUGAGUCGGAGCCGUUGACCUUCUAUGCGAAGUGUACACAGUAUGGAUCAGGGUGUGAUUGGCUUAUCAGGGUUAGCAUGAUCAGCAGAAAGUAUUGUUGGGUUAUAAGGAGGUACAACGGUUCUCACACUUGUACUAGAGCCACUAUUUCUCAGGAUCAUUCGAAGCUGGAUUCGAACACAAUUGCGGAAGCAAUAAAGCCGUUGGUUGAGGCUGACCCGUCGAUAAAGGUGAAAUCAGUUAUUGCGGAAGUGCAGUCGAAGUUCAAUUACACCGUCAGCUAUCGGAAGGCAUGGUUGGCGAAACAAAAAGCAGUGGAAAAAAUAUUUGGCGGUUGGGAAGCAUCAUAUGAAGCUUUGCCUAUAUGGUUUCAGGCCAUGUGUAAGAAGGAGCCAUCAGCAAUCGUCCAUUUCGAGACUAUGUCUGCAUAUCAAGGUGAUGAGGAAGUAACUGAUAUCCGGGUAUUGCAUAGAGUCUUCUGGAGUUAUUACCCCUGCAUUAGAGCGUUCAGACACUGCAAGCCAGUUGUCCAGGUUGAUGGGACUCACUUGUACGGAAAGUAUAAGGGUUGUUUGUUGGUCGCCGUUUCGCAGGAUGGUAACAAUAAUAUCGUCCCUAUUGCGUUUGCAAUUGUGGAGGGGGAGACUUCUGAUGCAUGGCACUUUUUCCUUAGUAACCUGCGACAACAUGUUGUGACUCGGGAUGCUAUUGCCCGGAGCAACGGAGCUUGGUCGCCCCCGAGAGCAUUCCACAUGUUUUGCAUCAGGCAUAUAGAGUCGAACUUCUUGAGAAAGUUCAAGGCACCGUACCUGCAAAAACUUGUGGUCAAUAUAGGUUAUUCGAGGACGGUGCGCGAGUACGAACAGCGCUACCAGCGUUUACGUGAACGGGGCGAGGCAUAUACGAACUGGCUUAACCGAAUCCCACGCGAACAGUACGCGUUGGCGUAUGACGGUGGCUACCGCUGGGGUCACAUGACGACAAACCUAGUGGAAUGCAUCAACUCAGUGUUGAAGGGGGCACGCAAUCUUCCUAUAACUGCACUUGUGAAAGCCACAUUCUACAGGCUUAACGAGUUGUUCACUAGAAAAAGAGCCGAGGCGGAGUCGCGGAUAACAGCUGGACAUGUUUUUUCUGAGGUUGUCACGUCGAAAUUGAAUGCCAAUCAACUUGCAAGUUCUAACAUCCAGGUUAAUUGCUUCGAUAGGAUGAAUGAGGUCUUCGAGGUUCGUGAGAUGCCAGCUGGAACUGAGUAUGCCGUCGAUCUCCGUCAACAACGAUGUGACUGUGGUGAGUUUCAGGUGGAUCGGAUUCCCUGUCGACAUGUUUUUGCAUGUUGUGCGAAUCAGCGACUGGAUUGGCGAGUGUAUGUCCACGAAGUUUACAAGAUGGACUAA